UGGGGAACUCUUUGAACACAUAAGCAUGGAAAAUGUCUACAAAAAAGUGAAGGUGGGGUGGAGUGGAGUUACUGUUUGUUGGUGCUUGUGUGUGUUUUUUUGCUACAGCAAAUGAAUCUAUGAAAUGAGGUGUUGAUCAUUCCUCGAAUCUCUCUCGUUCUUCUCUUGCCAUCUAAUUCUCUAUUUUGGAUUCAUUUUUUUUUUCUUUUCGAAUUUCACAUCCCAUUAGCUCACAACUCUCUCUCUCUCUCUCUAUAUAUAUAUAUCUAAAUAAGUGGAUCUUGGUUUCAUCUAUUCUUCACUGAUCAAAAAAUAGGGCUUCUCGGACUUUCUUGAUUUUUCUAUCUGGUUCUUCUAAACCAUAAAAACAAAACAAGAAUAUCAAACCUUUUUUGGGUUCUUGAAUUCACAUUGUUCUCAUUUUGUUUGCCCGUCAAAAAAAUUUCAGCUGGUUUUAUUUACAUUUGUGUUUGUCAGUACAAUUUGGGUUUGGAAUUUUUUGACUUAUUUUCUUAGUUUUUUCUUCUUCUGAUAUUAAAAAGUAUAUUCUUCCAAGAGCAGAAAUCCGGGCUCUUGGAUAUCAUCAUAAGCUUUUGAGGGACUGAUCACUUGUUGCAGCAGUAGUGCGUUGCAUUUCCUUCUACAGUCUUCUGAGGCAAUGAGCAUGACAAGUGAAAGCAAUGAAAGGAGUAUGCCCAAGAAUGGUGUAGAUUCACCAGCUGCUGAUGAUGCUAACAGUGGAGGAUAUGUAGGUGGGCAUGGUCCUUUGAAGAAAGGUCCCUGGACUUCUGCAGAGGAUGCAAUUUUGGUUGAAUAUGUCACCAAACAUGGGGAGGGAAACUGGAAUGCAGUUCAGAAGCAUUCAGGGCUUGCCCGCUGUGGAAAAAGUUGUCGCUUGAGGUGGGCAAAUCACCUUAGACCAGAUCUGAAGAAAGGUGCAUUUAGUCCGGAGGAGGAGCGUCUUAUCAUUGAACUUCAUGCCAAGAUGGGAAAUAAAUGGGCUCGAAUGGCUGCUGAGUUGCCUGGCCGCACAGAUAACGAGAUAAAAAACUAUUGGAACACUAGAAUCAAGAGAAGACAGCGUGCAGGCUUACCUAUCUAUCCACCUGAUAUCAGUUUAAGGCCGUCAAAAGAGAACCAACAAAGUGAUGAUAUAAGUAGUUUCUCAUCUGGGGAUUCACAUUAUCCAGACUUCAUGCCUGUAAACAACUUUGAGAUUCCAGCUGUCGAAUUCAAGAACUUGGAACUGAAUCAGCAGUUGUAUCCACCAGCACUUCUUGAUAUUCCAGCUACUGGCUUGCUUGAUGUUCCUGCAAGUAGCCUGCUGGCACAAGGUCUUCCCCCUUCUUACCCAAAUAAGUCUUUGCUCUCAACAAUUCAUCCAUCCAAGCGGCUUCGAGGGUCAGAACCAUUGUUCCCAGGUUUGUGUGCCACAAUGGGCAAUUCCAUCCCAGGCAGGAGUCAAUAUCAAAAUGAUGGUCCUAUGCAGAUUGCUCAAUCUUUUAUAAACUCUUCUGCAUAUGACCAUACAUCAUUUUCAAGUGUUCUUUCUGGCAGCCAUGCCAUUCUAAAUGGCAAUCCUUCUUCUUCGGAGCCUGAUUGGGCAAUGAAGUUGGAGCUCCCUUCACUCCAAACUCAAGUCGGCGGUUGGGGAUCACCCUCUUCCCCAUUGCCUAACCUUGAGUCUGUUGAUACUUUGAUCCAAACACCUCCAACUGAACAUACUCUGUCAUACGAUCAUCCACCCAGAAACAGUGGCCUAUUGGAUGCUGUACUGUAUGAAUCACAAACUAUGAAACAGCCAAAGUACAGCUCACAUCUGGCAGAUAUGCUCGUCGAUAUAAUGGAUACUUCAUCUCAAUAUUUCCACGAGACGGACUGGGAAGCAUAUGGCGAGUCAACCACUCCUUUAGGUCAUUCUUCUUCGUCAAUAUUCAGUGAGAGUACACCCACCAAUGGGAAUUCAUUUGAUGAACCCCAAUCUGUAGAGACAAUACCAGGAUGUAAACUUGAAGAAACCAUGCAAUCUGACAAUAAGGCCGAGACAACAAACAAUAUGAUCUUCAGCAGGCCAGAUCUGUUGCCUGCCUCUGAUUGUUAUAGUCUGAGCGAAGGACCCACCAUGGACCAUUCCUUGUUGAAAGAUGCUAUAGGGACCCUUCUGGUUGAUGAUCUGAGUAGGGAUUGCAAGCAAACGGAAACUUCCGCUACUUCAGCACCUCAAUGUUGUGGGCAUGAUUCUUGUGCUUGGAAUGCGAUGUCUACCGUCUAAUCAUUUUCACAUCAUGGAAUGAACGAUCAAACUUGAAUUGCCUUUGGGCACAACCUUUAUUCAACAUGGUUUCUUGUGCUGCAAAAGGUUCUCUAGGCUGUGUCUAGAAUACUAGGAAGCAAUGGGCUUAAUAAAUUGUGAACAAAUCCUGAUACUUGGUUGGGAUGUAUAGGCAAACUGACAUUUGCACAUUUUGUAUGUGUUGCGAGAGAGUCGCAUGCCUUUUUUUAGUUGGCGGAAUUUUAUCUUUGGUUUUGUAUUGAUGCCGAAGUUCACAAUUCAAGAUGUGAUGGUUGUUCAACAU
Molecule: messenger RNA, 2576 nt
Organism: Sesamum indicum (sesame)
Lineage: Eukaryota; Viridiplantae; Streptophyta; Magnoliopsida; Lamiales; Pedaliaceae
Product: transcription factor GAMYB
Source: RefSeq, a predicted model, not a curated record